Messenger RNA from Orbicella faveolata, 3484 nucleotides. RefSeq lists its product as uncharacterized. The record is from RefSeq and is a predicted model, not a curated record. Gene Ontology annotation, biological process: mitochondrial protein catabolic process; mitophagy by internal vacuole formation. NCBI's taxonomy places the organism in Eukaryota, Metazoa, Cnidaria, Anthozoa, Scleractinia, Merulinidae. Gene Ontology annotation, cellular component: mitochondrial outer membrane.
ACUUCCGGUAAGACGAAUCGACAGUAAGGGAGACGAUUCGUGUCGAUUCCAUCAAAGAGGGUUCUCGAAUCGACUUCCGGUUAGUCGAAUCGUCAACUCCAGAGACGAAUCGACUCUAGUUGGGUGUAUUGGACAACCCUCCAAUUUAAUUAAUACAAUUUGCGUCUGUCACGUCACUAACGGUAGAAUAGAUCUGACAGACGUUAAAAUGAAUAGGGCUAGUAAAGAUGGUCACACCCUUACCUGGCAUAGCAGUGCCAUAUAUAGAUAAUGUUCGUCUUUGUUUUAUCAUUGUAGGCUUGCCACUCUUAGUGAAAAACGAGUGAAACAAGAUCAGUCAAAAGUGGAAGACAUGCUUAGUUUGAACAGACAGUCAAAAGUGGAGGAGGACUUUGCCAAAUUUAUUGACGAAGCCAGGAUCGAUGUAAUUGAUAGACUCCAGAAACUCUGUCAACCAAAAGAGAAAAUUUACAUGGAGAUCUAUUACCCUAGACUAGCAUGUCUAAUUUUUGAGGCUGCCUACGAACGAGUGGUAGAGGCAAGAAAAGCCGCUGUUGAGUUUUGUAAGGAGAUGGCUAGAGGUGUGGUUAACUUAGCUCCAGAACAAAGCCGACAAUUUAGCCUCUAUGAAAAGGAGGGAUAUUCUUUCUUCAUAGUACCCGUUACCGUAAACGUGAGGCACCAAGAAUCACAGUACCCAGCAGAUGUCCUGGAAGCUCUAAUGCUGAAUUUAAAGGAGAGUGCACCGACCUGCAACCUUGAUUGCUUUUUGAACGAUGUUGUGCAAGUUGCUUGGAGUAAGUGGGGCGCGUGGCAGAUGGAGGAUACAUAUUUCCAGCUCUUACCAAGUACGCACAUACUACAUGAUCCAACAGUUGUUACCUACAUGAAAGCGUGCAUCAGACUGACAUGGAGAAUGGUUACUCAGAUCCCACCCAUGCAGAUAGAAUACAAAUCCUUGUAUCUGCAAAAUUUUCACACCAAAAUUGGCUAUCACAACAGCCCUUAUAUGCGUACAACGAUGCUGAGACCCUCCGGCCAAGAUCAAGGAGAGGAGAUUGCUUGUUACAAGUGGCCUGGACUGCUGGAUGGAGGAGGAAGACUGAUUCGAGCUGGCGAGGUUUUGUGCAAGAUAAAAGAUAAACGUUAAGAUAGAAAGAAAUAUAUAUGUUAUAGUGCACGCAUUUCACGGUCGCUCACGAUUUCCACCUGUUUCUUCCUCGUAAAUAAUCCAAACCAACGAGGGAAAUCAGCGAUUACCCUUUAAAGGGCCCUAGUCAGUCUCCGCCAUUUUCGAUGCCAUCAAAGUUAUUGAUAUUGCAUGGUGAGGCGAAAUCUUAUUGCCUUAUUGUAAGUUAUGUUCCUGAAAGUAUGUUUAAUUAUCUUGAGUAGUUUCACAGUGAUUCCCUUCGUUUCGACAAGCUCCGAGUAAAAUAUAAUAGCCAAACUCUCGCUUGUAAACAAAAACAAAGCUGUGACUGACUAGCCGGGGCACUGUAACAAUAUAUAUAAAGCCUGGGUCAUAUUGUUUCAUAGGUUAGUCGAUUACUUUAAAGUGCCACUAACACCAAAAAUUUUUAUUCCUCUAAUAAAAUCUACUAGUUUCCCUGAUUACUUCAGCAAAAAAGUAUCUCGAUUGAUAAAAUCCUUGCGUUUCUACAGGCAUUUGAACAUGUAAUUUCCAUGUUCACGACCGCACGAUGCAAAGUAGGAUCUGGGUCGGGCUACUAGUAACGUCACUUCGGGAACUGGGCUAAAACACUCAAGAGACAUUUUGACUGAGAUUCGAGGGCUGUCAAAACAUUUUUGGGUUAUUUGUGAUUCAUAUUUUAUCAAAACUGGACAAGAUUUUUAAACGAAAGAAAUGUAUCAUCAAGCAUUACCAUUCGAAGUCUAGCUACGAUUUGGACGGCUGCGAUGUACAUAUAUAUUUUUUUCCAUUUUGAAGUGCGGGUCGCCAGUCGUGAUCGCCGCGUUGUAAUUUAGGCCAGGAUCAGGAUCGAUAAUUUGCUGGUCCAUUUGGGUUAUAAAAGUACAAAUAAUUGCUGAAAACGGAUACCGUGACCUUAGAGCUCUUAAGGAGUUAUAAAGAUGUCAAUGAACACGAAGAGUUGGUAAUUUGACUUUAAGGAACGUGCAGAUUUCGGAGUGUCAAAACAUUUUAAGAUUCAAACAUUAAUUUCCCCAGAAAACAAGUUAAUAUGCGAUGCAGUCGAAACCUAUACUCCUGCCUACUUCUCCAGAUCAAUGACUGAAAAUAGUUCUAACAUAAGAGAUAAGCAGAGAUGUCGGCAAAAAAUAUCCAGGUAACUUUUCGCUUUAAUUGUUAUUGUCGACCUACCGUAGUAUAUGCAUAGUCAAUUACUGUGUAUGAACACACGCUACACAAAUCUGCAUAUUUUGUACUAGUAAAUCACGGAAAAUCCUUCGACAAGAUCUUGGAAAGAGGUUCAGUAUAGUAUCACUUAAAUGAAUACUGUUAUUUUGAAUGAAAUGUACAUUAAUUUUGACUUACGCUAAUAACUAGGAGUUCUCGACUUAUUAGUUUGCGUUUCGGUUGACUGACAAGCGGAUUCCUUCAGCACAAUCUACGUCGGUAGCUAUAGAGCCGAAUCUUAAUCGUUUGUUUCAGUUUCCUCAUAUAUUUAUAAAUGCUUAAUUCAUUCUAAGUUUGUAAUUUAGAUAUAUUUCCUUUCCCAAAGACGAAGCUCAAAGAACAACACAAUUCUCUAUUUGGAACGGCCAUUAAGUAACACGGCCGGAUUACGACCUCCGGCGUGCGUGUUUUUAUUAAAAUCCACGAAUACAUAGCUAGUUCACCAGUUCGACGCCUGAACAAUCUUAAUCCCCUCGUUGUAGAACGAAGGUUUCGUUUUAGUAUUCGUUGAGAAAAGUGCCUAUUAAAAACGCGAUUCGUUUAAUUUACCGUGUAAUUUCCUCACCUAUAGUCUGCGACUCGGAGGAUCGUUUGCGCUCGGAAUAGUCAGAAUAGUCGGAAUAGUGAGAUUUUUUCCAACUUAUCCCAAAUUCGUGUCUUAUGCAGUACCUUGACAAUGUUAAGCUUUCCACUAGAGAUAGAGAAGAAUGCACAGGCCAUGAAAAUCUCUAGGAUUUUACAGUAGCGGCGAACCCGAGAUCGAAGAAAUCCUCGAUGGCUCCCCGGCUGUAGCUUCGCACAGAUCAGCCCACUUCUUUGGUCUUUUCCUCGUUUCUGGUCGAGUUUCAUCGAGAUAGAGGCAUGGACGGAAGAGGAAUACUCUAUCCUACCCACCCUGUAUUGCUACAGCCUCAAACAAUACAUCUCCCUCGCAUUCUGCAACGAUUUUGACACACACUAUUGCAUGUUCGCAUAUAUUCUUCUCAGGAACAAAAUAUUGUUAUUCACUAGAAUAAGAAGCCAACUCGUCGCAUUCUCCGCUAUUCCUCGGUCGUGAACAUGGAAAAUGGCAAUUUUACAAACUUUGAAAAUUCAUAUAAAAUUGAC